AUGUCUCACCAUAUGAGCGGGCGCUCGUUCACUUCCGAUGAUGAUGAACCUUUAUAUUUCACGCCCACAUAUAAGCCCGAAGACCUCAUUUGUGAAGGCUCCGAUACUGAGGCAAAUCCCAGAGCCAUAGUCGAAAAACAGCGGCGAUAUGAACAGUGUGCGGAAAGGGUGCUACGUGGACAACUACCAAUUAUUCAAUCUGCGGCACUCAGGGGACCUUUUUAUAAAGAUAACAAGAACGAAUGGGUGAACCCAUGGAGACAUCGAGAGGGGGGCUGGUGGAAGCCUGGAUCGAAAGAUAUGCUAUUCAGAAGGGAGGACGUUAUGCGACGAGCUAAAGAACAUGGCAGAAAUGGUAUGAGUCCUACGGAAGCACUUGCUUGGUGCCGACGGGAUGCUAAACGACAGGCCAAAGAAAUGGGAAUCGACGAUAAUAUGGAUAUAGAUAGCGAUUCUGCGACUCAUUCAAAUAGACUAGUUGUGGAUGAGACAAUACACGAAGAUCUAUCAAUGGAAAAGAGAGGGGUUCUACCUAAAGGCGAGGGGACGUUGGGCGGGCCACUAUUACCACGGGUUUCGUCGUCGACAUUUUCUACGCGCGCGAAUAUUGAAGAUUUUGGGGAUACGCCAAUGAUAGGAGGCUCGGUUCUGGAUAAAGAUAAUGACGGUAAAGAGUUGGAAAUAUGGGCUGGUGUCAAGAGACCUGUAAAUAUAGCUUGGUUGAAAGGCUCACAUAUCUCGAAGCGUGCUCGUUGGGAGGACCCAGCAGUUUCAUCGCCAACCCCGUUACCUCAUGGAACAGGCCAGAAAUAUCAGGAAAAGGUCACAGGAAAUAUUGCCGUCGCACAGAAUCGAAUUUCGCAUGCAAUUCAACCGCGAUUGGGUCUGUCUCUGGAGACUCCUCAGCACGCGCCAGCUUCAGGAAAGAGCUAUGUAUCUCUACAGCAAUCAGGUACUACAUUCGAUAGGGAAGGUUCGUUUCACACGAAUAUCGGACAACAAGUGCAACAAUAUUUUAGCUUUACCGCAUCCGAACCCGACAUCAACGCCACAUAUCCAUUUGAGGAAUCCCCCAAGCCCUAUCCGACUGUACCACUCGACAAUCCGGCCGGCCAGGAAGCUCGCGCCUCACAGCAUUCAGCAACAAAACUGGUUACUUCCCCGAAACUCCCAUCGCAUCGCAGGAUCGGUGCUGUACUUAAUAAAAACCACGAAACCCCAGGAAACAUUAGUUUUAUCACCGACGUUGCACCAUCGUCUGUGAACUUGGAGCACUUUCAAUUUCGAAAGAAGCGUAGACGCAAAACUGAUCCCACAGAGGUAACCAAUCGACCUCUGAGUGAUAUAGGAGAAAAGAUUGGAGCUCCAUUAUCCGAAGGCAACAUGCCAGCUCCAAGUGUCCAAAGAGAUACAAUAAUUUCGACCCCCUUCAUCCUACACCCUGUUCAGGGGGAAGGUGGGUCAUCAACAUCACUAAUUCGACGUACUGAAUUUCCAAGGUCGAAAGGUUCAUCUGGCAGAAGCUCUCGAGUGGAUGAAAGUUGGCUUACUACACAAGAAGAAGUUGGAUUUAGUCCAUCGACAAUGACUUCGGAUAGUAAGAGAACAAUGGAGAGUGAAUGUUCUCCACAACAUGAAAACUUCGAUAACAGUUGGGUCACAACACAAGAUGACUUCCAUCACGCUCCAGCAUCGUCUGCAUCAAUGGACUUAACGCAGAUCUAUAAGAUUUCGAAUUUUUUGCCACGCUUGAAUCAUGUCGAGCAUAUUGAUGCUCCUGCAUUUAAAGGCCACGAGCACAAAAGUAGUUUACAAUCAUCGCCUCUGAAAGACCCUUCUUCUGUACUUUCUGUACGCCCUCCCACUCAAUCACCACAUUCACCUGCCCUUCCGGAAAAUUCGAACAAACGAGUUCCAAUGCAGUAUAAUAACCUCGAUGGAUCGAGUACACAAUCAUACAACACCAGUCCAGUCAGAUUAGCAGAGAAUAAUCUGAGCUCUUCACAGGCCUGCAUCUUACCACAAAAUCUUGGAUCAAGCCAACAAUUGCCGCUUAGAGUCACAACCACACCUGAAGCAGAAUUUAAUGAAGAUACCCGCGAUGACAAUCCUAGAUGUUGCCAGUUAGUACACGUGCAGAGAUCCGACGAUAAGAAUGGGGAUCAUGCCCAAGUAGCCUCUCUGGAGGUCAAUAGUGCGCUUGAGGGUGAGCAAAUCCAGGAGUUUACCGUGCUAGAGACUAGUCGAGAACCUAAUAUUGAUAUGGUACCUCGAGUCAAUUUAGAAGUUUCUGUAAUACUUCAAGAUGCAGAAGAUAUGCCGGGUGUCAAUCAAGAAGAAAAAUUGCAGGAAGGGGUGCAGGAAGCUAUGCGGGCCGAGCCGGGUGCCGGUGACGUUCUAAAAAAUUCGGUUCUUUCUAGCGGCCAACCAUCAACGUCAUCAUCAUCAGCAACAAGAGACAACCUCACCAUACAUAGCCCCACAUCAAUUCAAAGAGCCAUGAGCGUCAAUCAGAUUCCUAAAAGCACUAUGUCCAAACAAUUCACACCCUUGCUGCUUAGCGAGGAGGAUGUCACUUCACCAGCUAGCACCCAAGAUCUUAAUGAACACGUUUUAGAAGCAGCUGCUGUAGAAGAAGAUGUAGCUAUUCCUUCCAGAGAUGCAGGACCUGUUAAUACUUUAAACCCAGAUCCGGAUAAAGAUAAGACUACCACACGAAAUCUCAGCCCACAGAGUCCCUGGGGACCAGGUGAGGCAGGGCUUAUGGUCUGUCCAGAAGUAAUUCCAACUACUGAAAAGGCCGAGCGAUUAUCCGAUGCCGACUCUCCCAAUUCCGGGUGGCAAAAGGAAGGGCAUCCAGCCACACCCGAUAAUGACAUUAUUCGACCUUUCCGUGAUCUAAUGACUCCAAGUCCUCCACCGGAAGCUGAACAACAGCCAUCAAACACACAGCUUCUUGUAGAAGCAGCCACACAAAAUCCUUGGGUGAAGGAUUCCGAGAAGAAUUUGAAACGCAAACGCGUAUUAUUCGACCUAUUGGAUGAUGAAGAUCCAGUUCAAUCUCAACACAAUUCGCAGCGUCAACGUCGUUCUCCGUCUCCCGAGAGUACAUAUCGGUCAGGGUCUUUCGGAAGCAAAGUGGCUGAAUUUGACGAUGGUGUCACAGAUAUGAAUAGCUUUCAAAAUCACUUUUCCGCAGUCCACAGAAAGCCUGUAAGCGACGAUUCUUUAAAGGCCAAUGGCUCCGUCAAGCGCCCGUUAAUCGCACAAUACAAGUCAACCAUUUCAGAUGCGACCAAUCUGGUUACUAGUAGCCCUGCAAUCGAUGCAAUGGCAGAAGCUUUCAUCGCAGCUGAUCGCGAUUCUUCACGAGAGAGAGAACGUCGCUUCGCAAACAGCCCUUCACCAACCCGAAAAUCCAAGAGGAAAAACUAUAUAACUUUCGAGGAUGAAGAUGAAGAUGGAGACGAUACGGUGUUUCAACCCCCAAAUUCCCACAUCUCUACAAAUGUAGCUCUGAAUGAAAGAUCCAGCAACGCAAAACUGGGAGAUCAUACACCAAAAUAUUCCCUCGAUGAAGUGGAAGAUUUCUUAGGGGAAGAUUGGUCGGUCGAGGGGGAAUUGAAGAAAGCUAGUCUGGAAUUUGAAUCGUCGACGCCAAGACGGGAGAAUAAUGUACAUUCACGAGGAAGUCUUUUUGCUUUUGAGAAUAUAUGGACAUGA
Messenger RNA from Sclerotinia sclerotiorum 1980 UF-70, 3723 nucleotides. RefSeq lists its product with no specific name. The transcript has a single exon. Bases 1 to 3723 code for a protein of 1240 amino acids. The record is from RefSeq and is a predicted model, not a curated record. Lineage: Eukaryota; Fungi; Ascomycota; Leotiomycetes; Helotiales; Sclerotiniaceae.